CUCUUCUUCCUCCUCAAAUGAACUUUUCUGUUGGAAACCUCUGUACUUCUAUCGCACAUUCAGGCUUCUAUUAGCAUACCUUUCCCAUUAGUCUGAAAUCCUUCUCGUCUCAUUGUAACUCUCUGUUUCUCACUUCACUCGCGCUCUUUCGAUCCCAUCAAGUCCCUAGUCUCCUAGGCUCCUACUGACUUUUAUGUCAUUACUGACCCUGGAGAUACGACGAACCCCUUUCAGCAACCAGACGGCUGAACGAGAAAGUAUAUCUCCCACUGUCUCCCAGGCUAGCAAGAUGGCUCCUCCCGAAGCCCCCGAUGUGGACUCCAUAGAUCUCAUUGCCAGCGACAUGAAGGAGCUUGUCCGGAAAAUCCAGGACCUACGCCACAUCGGAAUUGAGGACAAGAUGAUUGUGCUACCAAAAAUCUGCGUCAUUGGUGACCAGAGUGCCGGUAAAAGCUCUUUGAUCGAGGGAAUGAGCGAGAUCAAGGUGCCACGAAGCGCGGGAACAUGCACCAGAUGUCCAAUGGAGAUCAAUCUCUGUGAGGGCGAACCUGACCAGCCCUGGACUUGUAAGGUCUUCUUGUCGCGGAAGUACAUGUAUGAUGCCUCUAAGAAGAUCGGUAAGAUUUCGAAGAAGUCUCAGUCCCUCGGGCCUUGGCAGGAGCAAGAACAACAAGAAGACGAGCUUUUCACAACACUGACAGACAAGCUCGACCUCGUCGAAGUGAUUAGAUGGGCGCAGCUCGCCAUUUUAAACCCAGGCAGACCUUCCAGCGAAUAUUGCCCGGGCAAAACAGUGAAACAGAUCCUGAUUAUUGUCAAGCUGAGCAGGAAGAAGAACGCUAUCUUGUUCAUCUGGUUGAGAACCUUGUCAAGCAUUACAUUUUGCAGAAGCACUGUAUUCCCGAUCGCAUUCAGACAGGAGAAUCUUAUGCUCAAUGGAUUGAAAUACUUGAAGGAGACAAGUUCUCGCUUGGCCACGGUUACUUUGUUGUUCGUAACAACCCCGACCCCGCGGUCGAGCACUCCGUCGCUCGGGAAGAGGAAGAAGCCUUCUUUGCGGGAGAGCCCUGGGCCACAGAUCUGGCUCUUUAUCGAGACAAGUUUGGGACCCGAAAUUUACAGGCGACACUCCUCCUCUCUGCUUCUUGAGCAGAUUCAAGGAUGUCUACCGGACUUUAUUGAGAAGAUUAAUGCCAAAGCAGAGAGGAUUGAGGCUGAGCUCCGGACUCUCCCAGACCCGCCCUCUGCGAAUGUUCCAUAUAUUAUUUGUGGAAAGUUAAACCAGCUGAAGGAGCAAAUUCGCGCUCAUAUUGAUGGUGGGUCAGCAACUUACCCCAUGCAGAAGAUCUGGUCGCAUAUUGCCAUGGAUUUCAAACGAGCCCUGAUUACGACUCGGCCCACUGUGAGAAUGCUCUCUCCAAGUGAUAAGUUCCCUGGCCCGACGGUCCGCGAUGCAGAGGGGAGCGAUUCGGACUGUGAGAUGACAACGGUCCCGCAGCCAGUCAAACGCAAGUCACCAGGGGAGCCUGGGAUUAUCUCAAGUGUACCAGAAGCGAGACAACAGCCAAAUCCAGCUACAACCGGGACCAGAAAUGGAUUGUACUCGACAAACCAUUUCGACAAGUUCAACGCUCCGGCCCUGAUGUUUACAUGGGAGAAGAUUCGCGAAAUAAACGAGGAUUCAUAUCGAGCUGGACUGCCGGAUCAGACGGACCCGAAAGCCAUUGAGAUCAUGAACCAGAUGAGCGUGAAGCACUGGUACGACCCCCUGUCAGUGUUCCUGGUUGCCACCUAUCGCCUUGUCCGGGAGAUGCUGCACAAGCAGCUAGAUGAAGUCUUUCUGCAAUAUCACCAGACGGGUCUCUAUCGAGAACUCAAGCGAAUCAUUGAGAGCUUCUUGUAUAAGCUACGAGCUGCUCAUUUCGAGCAUGCGCAGGAAAACUUCAGCAUUGAGUAUAACAAACCAUUUACAAUGGCACUUUCGGCAUUGGACCAGUCAAUCAAGUCUGCUUACAGCUUUCUUGCGGAGAGGCGGCGUGUUGCUCGUGCUGGGUCCUACCUUGACGCUCAGGGAAAGUACCCUAGAGGAGACGCCCGACGUGAAGCUGAGCUUAGGAAGCUUACUGAUGCCGAGCUGGGGCGCGACCAGUUCUCGCAGGAGCUGACCAUGAUGGCGACAAGUCGCGGGUACUACGACUUGGCGAGUUCGCGGUUCAUUGAUUCAAUUUGCCAGAGCGUGCACACUAAAUUGUUCGCAAAAUGCCGUGACGACCUCAUCAAGGAGAUCGAAAGAGAGCUUUGUAUUUUCGAUGAAAACGCAUUGGAAAGAUGUCUUGAGCUGAUGGAGGAGGACCCGGACCGCCAGAGACGCCGUCAAUUCCUUCUCAGAGAAAAGGAGCGAAUUGAUAAGGCCCAGGAGUGGCUAAAGCUAGCGAGGAAGGAGGAUGACCAGGAAGACCCAUUCGAAAAUGUGAGGAUCAAAUCACAGCCUCCUGACGAUUGGACUACUUAGUUGCGGCUUGGAGAGCGUUGUGUGAGCCUUUUCCUGUCCACAGUGCGUGGCUACAACAGAAUCUACUCUGGCGAUCAGAUGUGUUAGGCUGGUGACUGGAUUUACGAGUGGCCAUGUUGGAAAAGUAUACAGUUCAAGCUGGAAUGGUGAUGGAUGAUGGAUGGAUUGACCGCAAGCAUCGAGGCGGGGUAGGGAACCCCACUUUGGUGCCCUAAGCCCUAAACACUGCUUGCGAUGAUCUCGAAUGGUGUAUGGCAGCCUGUAACCAAUGGAAAAGGAGAGAUGUCAGAUAGAAGGACUAAUAGCUCUAGAAUGCAAAUCAAUGGGGA
This is a messenger RNA of Aspergillus eucalypticola CBS 122712, 2841 nucleotides long. RefSeq lists its product as uncharacterized. The record is from RefSeq and is a predicted model, not a curated record. Gene Ontology annotation, molecular function: GTP binding; GTPase activity; microtubule binding. The transcript has 6 exons. Lineage: Eukaryota; Fungi; Ascomycota; Eurotiomycetes; Eurotiales; Aspergillaceae. Gene Ontology annotation, cellular component: cytoplasm; membrane; microtubule. Bases 194 to 2512 code for a protein of 772 amino acids.